Messenger RNA from Zootermopsis nevadensis, 2898 nucleotides. RefSeq lists its product as uncharacterized. Gene Ontology annotation, biological process: DNA damage response. The record is from RefSeq and is a predicted model, not a curated record. Lineage: Eukaryota; Metazoa; Arthropoda; Insecta; Blattodea; Termopsidae.
GCAGAUGUCACUGAAGAAGAUGAGGUGCGCUGGACCCGGCCCGCUCAGUGCUCGCCCGACGGACGCAGGUGGCAGGCGGCGAACGGACUGACUGGCUGCUGCUACGAGGAAGGCCCGGUUCCCUACGUCUCGAGAUAUUCACGUGUCCAUCUGCGACAGUCCUAAGCGGUUCGUCUCGUGCCUCUGCAUUAUGGAUGUGUUUCGACCAAACAUCGUGUUCCUCACGGUGAUCGCAAGCUUCGCUGUGUCUGUCGAUGGCGCAGCGAACUACUGGGGUGCGGACAACAGGAUCGUGUCCGUCGCGGGCAGGCCCUACACGCGUGACCAGGUGUACCAACCGGAGUACUACUACCCAGAUGAGGAGUACAGCAACCGCAUAGGGCAAGCCGUCAACAGAGGUCGGCCGCUGUACACCGUCGCCGGAAGACACUGGGAGCAUCGGGUGGCGGUCCCACACAGCGGGUCCCGUGUCCCUGAGGGGCACUACGACAAGCUGCCUCGCCGCAGGACCACCGGCCUCUUCCGGUCCUCUCAGUGGGGCUCUGCCACGAUCCCGUACAGGGGCGCCAAGGUCAAUGUUCCGGUUCUGUCUGGAAACAAGAAGGCGUAUCGAGGCACCAUCACCACGACAGUGCUCCAACCCCGCAGCCACGAUGAUCGGACCGGCUCCGAGUUCCCCACGACUGACUCAGGUCUGAAGGCAGUUCAAGACUCUCCGGACCUCAGCUCGACAGGCAAGUUGUGCGUUCUCUGUCCGGACGACAGGCACGUCGUCGCUACCAAGGAAACUACGUUCGCUCUUGUUGAGCCGCCAGCAGUGAAGCCGUGUCACAACUCUCCGGCCACUCGGGCGUUGUUAUCUGAAGUGCGAGCAGAAUCACUGUUUGGCCCACGGCCUGGAACAACUGUAGGAGAGGGAAGCUACAACAUUUUGAUACGGCUUAUCCACAACAGAGAGCAGCUUACAAUGUGCAAGUACCACUACCAUGUAACAGUUCGAAAGUGCCCACCACUGCACCUUCAUGAACACGCACAUGUGCGUUGUUCACUCAACAACGCAUGGGGAUCUCGAUGUCAACUAACCUGCAGCCAAGGUUAUGAACUAGUGGGGCAUAACAUCACUGAAUGUGGGGACAAACUGAAAUGGACAAACCCACUGCCACGCUGCUUAGCUGUGAAAGGCUGCCCAUUGCCCAUGAGUCCAGAAAAUGGUCGUCUCAGCUGUGAGACUCCUGGGAGUGGGGAAGGUUCAGACGUCACUAGCAGUGGGGAGCUGCUCAAGGAGGGAAGUGUGUGUCGAUAUGACUGUGACCCAGGCUACGCAGUGCCACAAUCACAGUGGCACCUGAUGGUGAUAAGGUGCAGGGCUCACUCAUGGAACAGCACAACAGAUCCAAGCUGUCAGGCAGACGAUGGCAAUACGCCCCAGUUGCUACUGGCAGACACAGAGUACCACCAUCCCUUGAGGCAUCAUCAGAAGAGAAGACCUUGUUGGGCCAACCCAUGCCAGGCAGGAGGGACCUGCCUUAAUGGGCCUCACCCCAGAAGGUCCGUGCUAUGUAUCUGUCCACGGGACAGAGAAGGCGAGUUCUGUGAGCGAGCCAGAUGCCAGGAGGAAAUGUGUGAGAAUGGAGGCCGGUGUAUAGUGCUUGGUGACAAGGCUGCCUGCUACUGUCCACCCGGAUUUACUGGACCCAAGUGCCAGGUCUCACAGGGUACAGGCUAGUUUCCCAGACUGGUGGCCUGCACUCACAUCACUGCCACUGGUCUGCUAGAUAUAGACCAGUCUAUGUAUCUGUCUAAUCUGCAUCUUGAUGAGUGGACCUUUUACCUGCUACUCAUGGCAUCCGGUUUGAACACCACAAACACUGCAAGAUAUCAAGCCACCUUCCAACACUGAACAUGUGACACAUUCUAAUUCUGUUAUUUUCAGUGGUUAAAAGCGACUAUUUAGAUUAUAUAUGUGCACAUUCAAUAAAUGUGCCAAAUGCACACAUCAGAGUCCAGAAUUCAUAACAGUGCAAUUUCUGCAAUAACGUACUCACAGAGCAGAGCUAAGGACUUCUGCCAGUUUAAACCCUUUUGUGUUGAAGUGUCUAGUCUAACAGUAGGAAGUAAUAACAUCUGUACAGCUGAAUCCAUUACUCUUUAAAUGACAAAACAGAGUCAGUUUAACUACCAGGCCCUAUUUGAACAUGUGUCAUGUUAACUGAUAUUUUAGUAACUUAAUGAUUCUGUCAACAUUUGUGACAUUCAGAGCAAUUAUGUUGCAGUCUGUUCACUGUCUGAGGUGCAACACAUCCAUGACCUUUCAGGAGUUCAUUCUGUGACCGUGUUCAAGCAAUUGGUUGUCAUUAUACUAACAGGUUCUUUUAUUUGUUAUGUUUCUGAUACAGUGGCAGCAGUCAGAUCUGAACCGAAAACCACUGCGAUACUAAAUGCAUAUGCCACGCAAGUAAUCUAGUGGUUAGCACACAAGUGAAGCAUUCAGUGAUUACAGGUGGUUCCAACUAUUCAGAUUAAUACUGAAAAUGAAACAACAUGUGUCAGUGUAACGACAACCAAUCCCAGAAUGAAAGUCUUCAAGCUUCCUCAGCUGAUCAGCAGGGCAGCGCUUCAGAGCGUCAGAUUUAACCCAGCUGAUUGCCCAAGAAGAUUUUAGUAAAUCCCAAAUAUGUAUACCAAAGAUCUCCAGCAAUGGAGAAUGUCCGACAAAAAUGCAGUAUAUUUUAGUCACUUGUUAUAAUGUCUCCAUAAUACAUAAUCUAGUUGUGCUGUGUCAUAGUGAAGCCAAAGAGACUUCUCAGACAACCGAUUCUUGUAACUUCACUAGAAAAGUUUCUAAUGGAAAACUUCUCACAUGUAAAAACAUAAUUAAUUAAAAAUUACACACUGACA